ACUUGCAAGGCAGGCGGUAGAACCACUGAGCUAAAUCCCCAGCCGUAUUCACUGGUACUUCAUGCUUUAUAUUCAUUCUUCUUGAAUCUUCCUAAUAUUUUUAAGUUGAAGUUAACCAGAUUUUGUAAAUGAAGUACCUGAGACUCAAAGAAGUCAAAUGACUCCAAAAUUACCCAGUAUGGGCAGUAGCACACUCUUAGAAGAGUAAAAACUCAAGUUUGAAUCUAUGCCUGUCUGCACGGUACACUUUAAUAGAUCCCUGAUUGUGAUACUUACAGUUGUCUGGAAUAUAAGUGCAUGGAUCUAUACUGAAGAAAUAUAACCUUGUGAUGAAUAGAGCCAGAAAGAAAGAAACCCCUGCAACCAAGGAUCAAACUCAGGUCCUUGCACUUGCCAGGCAGGCACAGAGCCACUGAGCCAAAUCUCCAGUCCCUGAUGAACCUUAUUAUUAAGCAAAUCCCAUAUACUAAACCUAUAUUAAAGUUGUUUUCAAGUCACCUAGUAGUCCAUUGUGAGUCAACAUUAGAUGAAUUCCUCGAAGUCAUUCCAGUGGUUUUACUCCCUUCUCAUUCUUACUCUUCCCUCAAAGUCCCAUUACUACUUGCUGUCAUUGACUUUAGCUUAUUAAUCGGGGGAGAGGGGCAAAGGAGGGAAGAGUACGCAGUUUUCUCCUAUCCUCUGCAUAGGAAUAGAGUAAAGAAAACAGCCCCUUGGUUUUCAACCUCAGUGAAACAUUUCCAUUUUUCUUCUAAUUUUUUUUCACGCUAAUGGAUUUUUUUUUUUUUUUACUCUCAGUGUUAUGUGUUGUGCCAUUAUGCUAAUUGGGUUUUCUGUGUCUUACAUACUAGCCCUUUAUAGCGGGGAUAAUUGGCCAAGAGAGUGGUGAUCUGCCACAGGAACUUGGAGGGUAUUUUACAAAUAUUUGACUGUUGUACUUAUUCUAUGCUAGAAAGUUUUCAAAGUACUUUGUGAACAUUCUCUACCUCCUCAAAACUUCAUGAAAUUUUUCUUUUAAAUAUUAUCUCCCAUUUUUAAGAUGAGAAAAGCAGGGAACAAGAUUAGUCGCUGAAUGUCACGAAUGACUGUCAGAGCAAACCCACAUCUGAAUCCAAAGCCUUUACUUUCCUUAAAUCAGCACCCCACCUGUCUAUACUAUACGUUCGACUUUUGGGUUGUAUCAAAAUGUAGGCCAAUAUGUGUUAAAGCGUAGUACUUAGUGAUCUAUGUGACUAAUAGAUUUGAGUCUUCACAUCUAUCAUUUGGCUAAAGAAAAAGUAGCUAAAUUGCUGUGGCUGGGAUUCCAUGUGAUAACCUGAGCACAGAGGAUGUGGCAAACUCCCUCCCUAAGAUAUUAAGUCUGAAACUCAGCCCUGGCCCGGCCUUCCCCAUUUGCUCUCAGCUUACGCUGAUUUCAUCAAAUCAACUGCCGGUGUGGACAGAGUAUGCGCGAAACCAUGGCAAAAGUCCUUGGCGCUAAACAAGUAGCUUCUGACGAGGGCUGCCCACGGACCAAUCACUUCCUUCACACAAGCCCCUGUGGUGCGGGCAGAAGGUUCCGGGAGACGAGGAUUCAGAGACAGUUGAAGGUCCUGGACGAAAUGAAUUCACCAGAGAGCCGGAGAAGGAUUUAGGGUUCCACCCCAGGGUCAGAUCUUCUAUUUUCUUCGUUGCCUGGCCUGCCCAACCCAACUUGCAAAGUACAGUAGAAUGCUCUUCUACCAAACGAGAUGAAGAGCAGUAGCAUAUCACAGCAAGGAAGCGGAACUCACGCGGCUUCCGGGUUUCGCUCUGGCUUUCGGUUUCCUCCCCGCCUUUUCCGUUUCCGGCCGCGCGCCCUUUCCCCCGCUUUCCUUGUUAGAGCCGUUGCGGCUGCAGUCUAGCGGAGGCUGUUCGUACCCGGAGUUCUAUGGCUGUCUCGGGAUCUGUGAAGACUGCACUGCAGGUGGCCGAAGUUCUGGAGGCAAUUGUGAGCCGCUGCGUGGGGCCCGAAGGGCGGCAAGUUUUGUGUACGAAGCCCACCGGCGAGGUGCUGCUCAGCCGUGAUGGAGGCCGCCUCCUGGAGGCGCUACACUUAGACCAUCCAAUAGCGAGGAUAAUAGUGGCGUGUGUUUCCAGUCAUCUCAAAAAAACAGGAGAUGGUGCUAAAACCUUUAUUAUCUUUCUUUGCCACUUACUCAGAGGACUUCAUUCAAUCACAGAAAAAGAAAAAGCUUUGAUUUUGGAAAAUACUCAAACCUUUGAAAGACGUUGGAAAAAUUGUUGUCAGUGGAAAUGUAUUUCCCAAGCUCUAUUAACGUUUCAGACACAAAUACUAGACUGUAUUAUGGAUCAGUACUUAAGCAGACACUUUUUAUCCAUCUUUUCUGCAUCUGCUAAAGAAAGAACAUUGUGUAGGAGCGCCUUAGAGUUACUCUUAGAAGCAUACUUUUGUGGAAGAGUGGGAAGAAAUAAUCACAAAUUUAUUUCACAAUUGAUGUGUGACUACUUUUUCAAGUGUAUGACUUCUAAAAGUGGGAUGGAAGUAUUUGAGUUAGUGGAUGACUGUUUUUUAGAGUUGAAUAUCAAUGUCACUGGCCUUCCUGUGUCAGAGUCUAGGAUCGUAGAUGGUCUUCUGCUUCACAGAGAUUUUUCGGUUUACUGUCCAGCAGAUGGUGACAUAAGAGUGGCAAUAGUAAGAGAAAUCAUUCAGCCUGUUUUUUCAACUUCUAGAUCAGAGUUUGUUGUAAAUUCAGAAGCACAGUUUCAGGCAUCUCAGAUUUGGAUUAUGGAAAGGACAAAAUCAGUAAUGAAACAUUUACUUAAUCAGAAUGUAAAAUUGCUCCUAUCUAGUGUGAAACAACCAGAUUUAGUUAUGUAUUAUGCAAGACUGAAUGGCAUAUCAGUGGUGGACUGUUUAUCAUCAGAGGAAGUUUCUGUUAUCCAAAGGAUUAUUGGUUUUACCCCAUUAGUACUUCCACAGGCAUCUUUACAGUGUGAAAUUUCUGACACUGCUUUGGUAAAAUUUUGUAAACCUUUUAUCCUUAGAUGCAAAAGAUAUGUUCAUCUUGGUCUAAUUAGCACAUGUACAUUUAUACCACACUGUAUAAUUCUUUGUGGACCAGUGCAGGGUCUUGUUGAACAACAUGAAAAUGCUUUAUAUGGAGCAUUUAAAAUGCUUCGGCAGUUAUUUAAAGACUUUGAUCUAAAUUAUGUUAAAAAAGACAAUAACCAAAAUGACACAUUAAGUCCUCCAAUUUAUAAAAAUUGUGGAAAAAGUAAUCAGUUACCCAAAAGUUAUACUCAGUCUAUACAAAGGCCUUAUCAAGACACAGGUAUAAAGAGCAAUGAUGAAUUGGAAGAAACUCAGUAUUUAAAAGUACACUCAAAUUUGGUGGUUUCAAAUGUUGAAUUAGAAACAUAUACUCCAUGUUCACCACCAAAAGUGACACCAACAGAUGCAGUCCACACAGAUGAAACAUGGAGGUGUUUGCCUCUUGAAAAUGACAGGGUAAUUGAUGACUAUGAACUAUUAAUUGAGAGUAAUUCCAUUAGUAAUUCUAUCAUAGACAACACUAGAAUAGAAAUUUCUUAUGAAAAUUUCCAGAUCAUAGAUACCGCUAAAAAGGGGAGCAUGUUACCAGUGAAAUACAGAUCACUAGAUAUGUGUACUUCACAGAGUUUCUGUUCAUCAUCUAUACCAGCAGGUUGUGUUUUACCUGUGGGUGGGAGUUUUGAGAUCUUACUACAUUAUUAUCUUCUCAACUAUGCCAAAAAAUGUCAACAAUUAGAAGAAAUCAUUAGUAAGUUAAUAGCCGAUGCACUUUUAGGCAUUCCCAAAAUCCUUUAUAAAUCUAAGAAAGGCAAUCACAGCUUUCCACAAAUAUAUUUGAGAGCUCUCCACACACUGCAAACAAAUCAACCCAUGGUAAGGAGUCAGACAGGUUUGGAAUCAGUAACUGGUAAAUACCAUUUACUAACUUCAGUUCUUCAAUGUUUAACAAAAAUAUUAACCAUUGAUUUGGUAAUUAAUAUUAAGAGACAUCCUCAAAAAAAUUCUGAUCAGGAUUCUGAUGAUGAACUUCAACAUUAGAAGUUUUUUUGUUAACCAAUCUUUUAAUCCAACUUGAACCAUAAAGUAAAGCAGGCAUCUGACUAUUUGUUCUCAAGUCAUUUCAGUCUGGUCUGGAAAACAGCAUGUAACUUCAAAUGUCUUUAAAAGUAUGCUAAGGCUACCAGAUCAUUCAGAUGCAAAUAAAAGUCUACUUUAUAGAACCAAACUAAAGGGGAAAACAAGAUCUAGCGAAAUAUGUCUCUUUCUCCUUAUGUCUUUGUGUGUCUCACCUCUGUGUUAGUCUGUAUUUAAAGGAGGGUGUUUUAAUAAUUGCUUUUCACUUUUAAUUUUGGAUGGGAUCUUCAAAUGACAUCUUGAUUGGUUUAUCAAUAAUUCAAUAUAUAAACAUUUGCUUCAUUUAAAAUAUUUGCCUACUUCUAUAACUUGUAAAGUAGUGAAGUCUCAUUUUUUCUUUUAAAAAGCAUAUAAAUUAAACUAGUUCUUACUUUCAUGUGCCACUGUUUCACUUCUAUCCCACUGGAAAAGGCUUGAAUUUUCAUAAUUCAUACAUCACUGAAUAUAUGAUAAUGAAAAAUAGGAUUGUGCAUUGUGAAUUCUUUUUUAUUUCUGUAAUUAAAAGUUAAUUCCAGGGCUGGGAAUUUAGCUCAGUGUC
This is a messenger RNA of Fukomys damarensis (Damara mole-rat), 4703 nucleotides long. RefSeq names its product Bardet-Biedl syndrome 10 (gene Bbs10). NCBI's taxonomy places the organism in Eukaryota, Metazoa, Chordata, Mammalia, Rodentia, Bathyergidae. Bases 1907 to 4069 code for a protein of 720 amino acids. Gene Ontology annotation, molecular function: ATP binding. Gene Ontology annotation, biological process: chaperone-mediated protein complex assembly. The transcript is spliced from 2 exons. The record is from RefSeq and is a predicted model, not a curated record.